Abrus precatorius (Indian licorice) is the source of this 2623-nucleotide messenger RNA. RefSeq names its product pentatricopeptide repeat-containing protein At3g53700, chloroplastic. The transcript has 2 exons. Gene Ontology annotation, molecular function: protein binding. The record is from RefSeq and is a predicted model, not a curated record. Bases 135 to 2411 code for a protein of 758 amino acids. NCBI's taxonomy places the organism in Eukaryota, Viridiplantae, Streptophyta, Magnoliopsida, Fabales, Fabaceae.
UCUUACCACCAAAACAGAUUUUAUUCUGCUCCUCAUCCAGCAGCUGUAGUGAGCUACCAUGCUUCCUCUAACCUACAACUCACUCCCAAACUCAUCCACUUUGCAUUGCAUCACAUGUAUGUGAAAUUGCCUCAAUGGCUCUCUCCUCUCUUCACUCCCACCCUCAACCCCUACCUCACCCCAUAACCCACCGCCACAACACAACACCCUUCUCUUUCCUUUUCUCUAUCUCCUUCUCUCCCACAUUCAGAUUCUCCCCACUCUCUGCUUCCGCUUCCACCACUCACAACCCCCUCCCUCCCGAUUUCUCUCCCUCCCAACUCUUAGACCUCCUUCGCCGCCAAAACGACCAAUCCUCUGCACUCCGCAUCUUCCAAUGGGCCUCCAAGCAGCCCAAUUUUCAGGCCCACCCAUCCAUCUACGAGGAACUCCUUCACCAACUCGGCCGAGUCGGUUCCUUCGACUCAAUGAUCACCCUCCUCAAAGAAAUGAAAUCCUCGGGUUGCGCCCUCCACGAACCCACCUUCCUUAUCCUCAUCGAAAGCUACGCCAAUUUUCACUUACACGACCAAAUCAACGAUGUGCUUCAUCUCAUGGAACACGAGUUCGGUUUGAAACCCGAUACGCGUUUUUAUAACGUCGUUUUGAACCUCCUCGUCAAGGGUAACAAGCUCAAGCUCGUGGAAACGCUGCAUUCCAAGAUGGUCAGUGACGGCGUUCCCCCUGACGUUUCCACCUUCAAUGUUCUCAUUAAGGCCCUUUGCAAGGCCCAUCAGUUAAGGCCCGCGGUUUUGAUGCUCGAAGACAUACCCAACUAUGGGCUCAGGCCCGAUGAGAGAACGUUCACCACGCUUAUGCAGGGUUACAUUGAAGAGGGUGAUGUGGAUGGGGCGUUGAGGAUUAAAGAACUGAUGUUGGAGUCUGGGUGCUUGAUGACGGGUGUUUCUGUGAACGUUUUGGUGAACGGGCUUUGCAAAGAGGGUCGAGUUGAGGAAGCAUUGAGCUUCAUUCAUGAUGUUUCUGAACAAGGGUUUUCCCCUAAUCAAGUAACGUUCAAUGCUUUGGUGAAUGGAUUGUGUAGAGUUGGUUAUAUCAAGCAUGCUUUGGAAAUGAUGGAUUUUAUGCUCGAGAAAGGGUUUGAUCCGGAUGUGUAUACUUAUAAUGCUUUGAUCUCUGGGUUGUGUAAAUUGGGUGAAGUCGACGAGGCUGUUGAAAUUCUUCACCAGAUGGUUUCAAGAGAUUGUUCGCCCAACACUGUGACUUAUAACACACUGAUUAGUACCUUGUGUAAGGAGAACCAUGUUGAAGCGGCCACUGAGCUUGCCCGUGUCCUUACGAGUGAGGGGAUAUUGCCUGAUGUUUGUACAUUCAAUACUUUGAUACAGGGUCUCUGCUUGACGAGUAACCGGGAGAUUGCGAUGGAGCUGUUCGAGGAGAUGAAAGAGAAAGGGUGUCGACCGGAUGAGUUUACGUACAGUAUAUUGAUUGAGAGCCUUUGUUCUGAAAGGAGGCUGAAAGAUGCCUUGAUGCUACUGAAAGAAAUGGAGUCAAGUGGGUGUGCUAGGAACGUGGUGGUGUACAAUGCUUUGAUUGACGGUUUGUGCAAAAACAAUAGGAUUGGAGAAGCAGAGGAGAUCUUUGAUCAGAUGGAAAUGUUUGGGGUGUCCAGAAGUUCAGUGACGUAUAACACCCUUAUUAAUGGACUAUGUAAAAGCAAGAGAGUGGAAGAAGCUGCUCAACUUAUGGAUCAGAUGAUAAUGGAAGGAUUGAAGCCUGACAAAUUCACUUAUACUUCAAUGCUUAAGUACUUUUGCCAACAUGGGGAUAUAGAGAAGGCAGCUGAUAUUGUGCAAAGUAUGAAUUCAAAUGGGUGUGAACCGGAUAUCGUUACGUAUGGGACCCUUAUUGGGGGACUAUGUAAGGCAGGUAGAGUAGAGGUUGCAAGUAAGCUCCUCAGAUCUGUUCAGAUGAAAGGUAUGGUCUUGACUCCACAAGCUUAUAACCCCGUGAUUCAAGCACUUUUGAAAAGAAAGAGAACAAAAGAAGCCAUGAGGCUUUUCAGAGAAAUGAUGGAAAAGGGUGAUCCUCCUGAUGCUGUAACAUACAAGAUUGUUUUCCGUGGUCUCUGUAAUGGUGGAGGGCCAAUACAAGAGGCUGUUGAUUUUACAGUUGAGAUGUUGGAGAAAGGAAUUUUGCCAGAGUUUCCAUCAUUUGGUUUCUUGGCAGAAGGUCUUUGCUCAUUAUCCAUGGAGGACACCCUCACUGAACUCAUCAAUAUGGUGAUGGAGAAAGCAAGAUUCUCACAAGCUGAAACAUCUAUCAUCAAAGGCUUUCUCAAGAUCCAAAAAUAUAACGAUGCAGUGGCCAAUCUUGCCGGUAUCUUGGAUAGGAAAAGGUUCAGAAGAUUUUGAGGGGUGAAGUUUUUGCUAUUGGUGAUGCUUUAGAGGUCAAUGGGAAAGCACUUCAAUGCGAAAUGGUGCUGAAGGCUAUAUUACAGACCUCGAGUCAAUACAUUCCAGCACUAGUUGUUUUUUCUGGCUGGCCUCAUUGAUGAAUACCAUUUCUUUAGCGUUGUUAUUUCCAGUUUCAAGGGAAUAAUGUGAACAUGUAACUUGUAGCUAAC